Annulohypoxylon truncatum is the source of this 2515-nucleotide messenger RNA. Its product is annotated as glycoside hydrolase family 55 protein. The transcript is spliced from 8 exons. The record is from RefSeq and is a predicted model, not a curated record. Gene Ontology annotation, molecular function: polygalacturonase activity. Bases 116 to 2380 code for a protein of 754 amino acids. NCBI's taxonomy places the organism in Eukaryota, Fungi, Ascomycota, Sordariomycetes, Xylariales, Hypoxylaceae.
AUUGCAUACCUAAGUAUAUAUAACCUCAAUAGCCCUGCGCUGCAAGGCCAAUAUUCUAUUCAUACCACAGGGUCUCGCCACGGUUUGAUAUUUUGACGAAUAUCCGACAGUCGAUAUGGUCAAAUUUGGACUUCUUGCUGCCGCCUUGCUGGGGAGAGCAUCAUGCUCGGCAAUUCCCAGAGACAAUGAAUCUGGCGACAACCUCGUCAAACGGGCUACCAGUUUCUGGUAUGCAAACAUGGACCACACCGGGUCGGCUCGCGGAUAUGCUCCAGACUUGGGAACCGAUACAUAUCCGGUAUACAUGGCAGUCAAUGCCGGUGACGGUGCUGGAAUACAGAAUGCCAUCAACGAUGCUGGCAAUGGCCAAAAGCGACACGGCGAAUGGUUGGCGUCUCAACCGAGAGUCGUGUAUAUACCACCUGGAACAUACGAAGUCAGCCAGACAAUUGAGAUGAAUACGGACACGAUCCUGAUGGGCGAUGCUACAAAUCCACCCACGAUCAAAGCUGCUGCCGGUUUCUCAGGCGAUCGACUACUUUCUGGACAGGAUCCAGCAACUGGAGAGUCAGGAGAACUUUCCUUUGCGGUUGGCUUAAAGAAUUUAAUUCUUGAUACCACCAGCAUCUCAGGAGGCACUGCAUUUACUGCGCUAUGGUGGGGUGUGGCCCAAGCCGCCCAGCUACAGAAUGUCAGGAUAGUCAUGGCGCCGUCGAGUAACGGCAAUGGACACACGGGUAUCCAACUUGGAAGAGGUUCCACUCUCGGUCUCGCUGAUGUUCGCGUCGAGCAUGGUCAGAAUGGUAUCUGGCAUAAUGGACAUCAGCAAGCACUCUAUAAGGGUAUCUACUUCUAUCAAAACACCAUCGGUAUGCUGAUCAACGGGGGUAAUACCAUCAGCAUCAUCGGCGCGACGUUUGACACCGUUGGUAUUGCUGUUCGACAUGACGGCGGAUCUCCAUGGAUUGCACUUAUCGAUGCUACAUCUAAGAACUCUGGCGUUACUUUUGUAACAUCAGGCUAUCCAUCAUUCAUUAUUGAAAACCUGACCAAGGACACCAAUUCGGAUGUCGCGCAGGUUCCCGGGAAGACGGCUCUAGGCGCGCAGACUCAUGUAGACACCUUUUCCUACGGUAAUACCGUGGGAAACAACCCUAUCUACGCUGCCAUAACCUCGCCAUUGAACCGACCCUCUGGUUUGGCACCGAACGGCAAGUAUCCCGUAAACGCUGCGCCCAACUAUGCGACGAAUCCCGUCUCGGACUUCAUCAACAUCAAAGACCCGUCUCAGAAUGGUGGUCACACUGUCCUGGGCGACAACACCAAGGAUGAAUCCGGGGUGCUGAACCAGGUAUUGCAAUAUGCGGCGAGCAACAACAAGAUUGCGUACUUCCCAUUCGGCAAGUACAGAGUCGACGAUACUCUACUGAUUCCUAAGGGUUCGCGCAUCGUCGGAGAAGCGUGGGCGACUAUCACCGGCAACGGUGACAAGUUCAAGGACGCCUCGAACCCGAAGGCCGUUGUAUCUGUCGGUAACGAGGGUGAUGUCGGUGUCGCUCAGAUUCAGGAUAUGAGGUUUACGGUCUCUGACGUCCUUCCCGGUGCCAUUAUUUUGCAAUUUAACAUCGCGGGCACCGCGCCGGGAGACGUUGCAUUGUGGAAUUCCCUAGUCACCGUCGGCGGCACACUGGGAGCAUCGGCGCUUGCAAACGCUUGCGGGGAUCCAAGCAAUGAGUGCCAGGCUGCUUUCAUCGGAAUCCAUCUGACUGCCAGUUCAUCAGCGUAUAUUGAGAACGUCUGGAAUUGGGUUGCGGACCACUUCACCGAAGGUAGCGGUGGGUGCAACAUUGCCGCAAAAGGCGGUGUUCUCGUCGAAUCCACCAAGGGGACAUGGCUUCAUGCGUUGGGAAGCGAGCAUUGGUGGUUAUAUCAGCUCAACUUACGAAAUGCGGAUAACGUUAUGGUUAGCUUGCUCCAGUCGGAGACCAACUACGACCAAGGUGACAACACGAAACAGACGGUGCCGGCCCCUUGGACAGCUGACGUGAACAACUGGGGAGACCCGGAUUUUUCCUGGUGUGGAGGUGGAGACAACCGGUGCCGAAUGGGAUUUGCCAACUUUGUCCAAGGCGGCUCGAACAUCUACACCUACGCGUCCGCUUCUUGGGCAUUUUUCAGCGGGCCAGGUUACCAAGCAUGCUCGGGAGAUUGUCAAGGUACCAUGCAUUGGAUUUCUCAAACGCCCGCGAAUCUCAAGGCGUACGGCCUGUGCUCGAAGAGCACUACGACUACGCUCCACCUUGGGGACGGGACUAAUAUCAACACCCAACCAGACUUCACUGGGUCCUGGGGAGGCUUAGUGGGCCGCUACACGCCAUGAAGGCAUGGUUCUAACUCCGUUACAACUCCACGUGCAUUUGUUAUGACGACAUUGCUGUACUAGUAUGCAUUCCUUCGAGGUAGCGGGUAGUGAAUAGGAUAUACAUCUCACGAUAAGCAUGUGAUUGAAUUGAAC